This is a messenger RNA of Gavia stellata (red-throated loon), 666 nucleotides long. RefSeq names its product CMRF35-like molecule 5. NCBI's taxonomy places the organism in Eukaryota, Metazoa, Chordata, Aves, Gaviiformes, Gaviidae. The record is from RefSeq and is a predicted model, not a curated record. Gene Ontology annotation, molecular function: transmembrane signaling receptor activity. The transcript has 5 exons. Gene Ontology annotation, cellular component: plasma membrane. Bases 1 to 666 code for a protein of 221 amino acids.
AUGAGGCUUUUCCUGGUUUGGACCCUUUUCCCAGGUGUCUGGGCGGUGACAGGCCCUGCGCAGGUGACAUGCGAGCAGGGUGGCUCGCUGGCCGUGUCCUGCAGCUACAAGCCAGGCUACGAGGUCUACCCCAAGUACUGGUGCCGCCCGGGCUUCCUCUGGUUUUGCUUCACCUACAUCGCCCAAACCAACGGCUCGGAGGUGACGGUGAUGCAGGGCAGGGUGUCCAUCGGGGACAACCACACAGCACACUCAUUCACGGUGAUGCUGGGUGGUGUCACGCCGGGGGACACAGGCUGGUACUCCUGCGGGGUGAGGAGGAGCCUGUGGUUCAGCCUGGGGCACAGCAUCGAGGUGAUGGUCUCCUCAGGUAAAGCCGGGCUGGGAGCAAAGCAGGAGCCUGUUUCAACCACAGCCGAGGGCAGCAACGUGAGUCCGUUGGACCCCAAACCCCUGUGCCCCACGGGCUGUGAGGAGCCUCCAGCACUGUCCCAGCUCAGUGUCACCCACCUGCUGUUCCUCCUCAGCGUGAAGGUGCCCAUGGUGCUGGCCCUGGUGUGCAGGGCCGCCUGGGUGAGGAGCCGGCACAGGAGCCAUGACCUGGAAAACCUGCAGCCCUUGGAGGUGGCCACUGCUGGCACCGCCUGGGGCUCUGGUGGCUGCUGA